Molecule: messenger RNA, 1824 nt
Organism: Rotaria sp. Silwood2
Lineage: Eukaryota; Metazoa; Rotifera; Eurotatoria; Philodinida; Philodinidae
Source: the annotation of a GenBank genome assembly
AUGGAAUUGACAUCACAAUUGUUCAGUGUUGUACGAGAAACAACACAAAAUUUCAUGUACAAAAUCAUUGGAGUUUUUAAACGUCCUACUCAUGAUCCUCAAUCAGAUUAUGCUGAAUUAGUUGAAGAUGACGAUGGAAACCAACGUCAACGUAUAAAAACAAUUCCAGCAACAUCAUCAAAUUAUGGAUCAUAUGGUUAUUCCCGUAUUCCUUUUGUUAAUUCAAUUAAAAAUAUGCCUAUACGAUAUCAAACAGCAUUUCUUAGUUCAUUAGGUUUUCUUAUAUCAUUUGGUAUUAGAUGUAAUAUGGGUGUUAGUGUUGUUGCUAUGACACAUAAUGAAACAGAAAAAUUAUCUAAUGGAACAAUUAGAUUAAUUAAACUUGCUCAAUUUGAUUGGACACCUGGCAUUAUUGGUAUUGUCGAUAGUUCUUUCUUUUGGGGUUAUCUUGUUACUCAAGUACCUGGAGGAUAUUUAGCAGCAAAAUUUCCAGCUAAUCAUGUAUUUGGAUUUGCACUUGGUAUAUCAUCAUUUCUUAAUCUUUUUAUUCCAUUUGCUGCUAAAAUUCAUUAUGGUUUCGUAAUGGUUCUUAGAAUUUUACAAGGACUUGUUGAAGGUGUUACUUAUCCUGCAGCACAUGGUAUUUGGCGUUGGUGGGCACCACCUUUAGAACGAAGUACAUUAGCAACGAUCUCAUUUACUGGUUCGUAUGCGGGUGCCGUUCUUGGAAUUCCUUUAUCGGGUAUUCUAACUGAGUAUUUUAAUUGGCAAGUUGCUUUUUAUUUUUACGGUAUAAUUGGUAUGAUAUGGUCUAUCUGUUGGUGGCAUUUAUCAUAUGAACGACCUGCAAUUCAUCCGAAAAUAAGUGAAAGUGAACGAAUUUAUAUUGAAGAAAGUAUUGGAGAAUCGAGUUCAAUUGCUAAUAAAACAUGGGUAAAACCUCCAUGGCGUUCAUUUUUUACAUCAAUGCCUGUAUGGGCAAUAAUAGUGGCUAAUUUUUGUCGUUCAUGGUCAUUUUAUUUGCUAAUUAAUUCUCAAGCUGAAUAUUUUCGAGAAGCACUUGAUUAUAACGUUGGAAAAGAUCCAUUUUUGGCAGCAUUACCACAUUUAACAAUGUCAUGUAUUGUACCAUUUGCCGGUAAAUUAGCUGAUUAUUUACGUGCAAAUUAUUUAUCAACAACAACUGUUCGUAAAAUAAUGAAUUGUGGAGGUUUUGGAAUGGAAGCUGUUUUUCUUCUUCUUGUUGCUUAUGCAAAAAAUCCUCGAUUAGCUAUUGGAGCAUUGACUAUUGCUGUUGGAUUUAGUGGUUUUGCUAUAUCAGGAUUUAAUGUAAAUCAUCUUGAUAUAGCUCCACGUUAUGCAAGUAUUCUUAUGGGAAUUUCAAAUGGUGUUGGAACAUUAGCUGGAAUGUUAUGUCCUGUUGCUGUUGAAUUUUUAACUAAACAAGGAAAACGUGAUGAAUGGGCACAUGUAUUUCUUAUAGCUUCAUUAAUACAUUUUGGUGGUGUUAUAUUUUAUGGAAUAUUUGCAUCAGGUGAAAAACAAGUAUGGGCUGAACCACCACUACCAUCAUCAACACCACCACCACCAACUAAUAAUGAUACAUCACCAUGGGCAUCUAAUGAAACAAAUAAACGUAAUGAUAAUGAUCGAUUUCCAUCAUAUGGAUCAACAGUAAAAGAUAAUACUGGUGGUAUUUAUCAAUCAAAUGAUCCAUUUGCUGGUAUGGCUAAUGGAAUUUAUACAAAUAUUCCUGGUAGAAAUAAUGAACAAACAACAAUUCCACUUACAGUUGAAAAUCCAAUGUAUCGAAAUUAUCGUUAA